Molecule: messenger RNA, 315 nt
Organism: Pocillopora meandrina
Lineage: Eukaryota; Metazoa; Cnidaria; Anthozoa; Scleractinia; Pocilloporidae
Source: the annotation of a GenBank genome assembly
AUGAAUAGGAGGACAAGGACAUUACUUCCCACAACUGGUUCUCUCCUGGAACCAAGAACCCUGAGCUCUAGUCACGAGAGAGAGAAGCUGAAAGAUGUUCAAAAAAGGCAGGCUCGAUACUACAAUUCUGAUGCCCAUGACUUACCUAAAUUGAAUGAGGGAGACAAUUUGAGGCUGAAACCGUUUGUACUGGGGCAAAAGGAAUGGAAGAGGGGAGUGGUUGUUGAACGACUUGACGAAAGGUCAUAUGAAAUUGAGACAGCAGAUGGAUCUUCCUAUAAGCGCAACAGAGCCCAUCUGAAGAAGACUAAUUAG